Messenger RNA from Anoplopoma fimbria (sablefish), 4045 nucleotides. It is a transcript of the gene klhl11, whose product is annotated as kelch-like family member 11. Bases 53 to 2260 code for a protein of 735 amino acids. The record is from RefSeq and is a predicted model, not a curated record. The transcript has 2 exons. Lineage: Eukaryota; Metazoa; Chordata; Actinopteri; Perciformes; Anoplopomatidae. Gene Ontology annotation, molecular function: protein binding.
UUUUUUUUUUUUUUUUUUUUUUUACCAACAACAAGCCUGAACGCAUGCAUGCAUGUCCGUUUUUGAAUGUCUAUUUGCGUGUGUUUUAUAUGCAUAUGAGUUAUUCCCUAAGAUAGUCCACAGCUUCCAUUUGCCUCACACUCUCCCCCGCUGCGGUAUGGCAGCAGCAGCGGCAGUAGAAGCGCCGGAGGACCGCAGCAGCAGUGGAGGAGGUGGAGGAGGUGCUGCUGCAGGUGGAGGUGAGCAGGGAGCGCUUACAGGUGAAGGUGAACCGGAGGAGGCCGAGGAGUUCACCUGCUCGGCCCACUGCUCGGAGCUCUCCCGCAGGCAGAACGAGCAGAGGAAGUCGGGGUUGUUCUGCGACGUCACGUUGGUGUUCAGCUCCAGGGAUGGAGGUGGAGGUGGAGAUGGAGGUGGAGGUGGAGAUGGGGAGGAGAGGGUCCAAACCUUAACCGCGCACCGCUCCGUGUUGUCCGCGGCGUCCGAGUACUUCACGCUGCUGCUGGGCGGACAGUUUUCAGAGUCUGUGUCGGGGAGAGUGGAGCUGAAAGAAUGGAGCUCGGAAACGGGACCCGAUCCAGACACUGUGGAGAGCAUCAUACAGUUCAUGUACACGGGACACAUCAGGGUAACCACUGCCAGUGUGCAUGAGGUGUUGGAGCUUGCUGACAGGUUCCUGUUGGUGGAGCUGAAGAUCUUCUGUGGAGAGUUUCUGAUGGAGAAGUUGAACUUAUCGAACUGUGUAGCCGUACACAGCCUCGCCCACAUGUACACCUUGGACCGGCUGGCCCAGGGAGCCGCCAAGACCAUUCGAAGAAACUUCCACAAAAUUAUCUGCAACGAGGAAUUCUUCACGCUACCGUUUCACCUGGUGCGGGACUGGCUGUCGGACACGGGCAUCACUGUGGAUUCCGAAGAGGAGUUGUUUGAGGCCAUAGUAAAAUGGGUGUACCAAAAUGCAGAGGAGAGAGGGAAGCAUUUCGAGGAGCUGUUCAGACUUUUAAGACUUCCUCAGAUUUCUCCUACCUACCUGACGCGGGUAGUGAGAAAGGAGCCCUUUGUGGCAAACAAUGCAGCAUGUCAGCAGCUGGUGUCUGAUGCCCUUGAGGUCCACGCUGUUCACUUCGAGAACCUCCACCAGUCAGCUGAUUUAGAGCUCUGUGCCUCUUACAAUGCAGCAAUGCAGCCUCGUCUUGGCCAGAACAUGGAUGUAAUCAUGGUAGUGGGUGGUGUAUCGGAAGGUGGAGACUAUUUGAGCGAGUGCGUGGGCUACUUUGUUGCUGAGGACCGUUGGGUAAACCUGCCACACAUUCACAACCACCUUGACGGACAUGCCAUUGCCGUCACUGACGGCCAUGUUUAUGUGGCAGGCUCAAUGGAGCCAGGCUUCGCCAAGACGGUGGAGCGCUUCAACCCCAACCUCAACACCUGGGAGCAGGUCAGCAGCUUAACCACUCGCAAGCACUCCUUCGGCCUAACGUGUGUCAAAGACUUACUGUACAGCAUCGGUGGUCAUGGUAACUUCAGUCCAGGCUUUAAGGAUGUUACUGUCUACGAGCCUGAGCAGGACGAGUGGCACAAUCUGGAGCCAGCACCGAAGAUACUACGAGAUGUAAAAACAGUGAGCAUAGAGGACCGCUACAUAUACGUGAUGGCCAGGACUCCCGUAGACAUGGACAAUGAGGACGGACUGAGCACCGUGACCACCUGCUACGACACAGAGAGUCACAAGUGGCAGGAAGUGGACUCCUUACCGCUGAUCGACAAUUACUGUAGUUUUCAAAUGGCUGUCGCUUCAACCAACUUCUACCACACAGCUUCUUGCUGCGCGAAGAGCUAUAAGGUAACAGCUGAGGCCGCACAGCAGAAAAUAAGCAGGAACAUCUCUGACGACAUCCUCCACAGCCUCCCUCCAGAGGUCCUCAGCAUGGAAGGGGCUGCUGUUUGCUACCUGGGUGAAGACAUAUUCAUCAUUGGCGGAUGGAGAAACUGCAACAACAUGGACAAGCAGUACCGCAAGGAGGCCUACCGUUACUGCGCUGAGAAGAAGCGCUGGAUGCUGCUGCCACCAUUGCCUCAGCCACGGUGCCGGGCCGCGGCCUGCCACGUCCGCAUCCCGUACCAUUGUCUUUAUGGUUGCCAGCACUACCCCAUGCCCCAGAACCUGGCUCGCCAGCGAGACCGCAUGCAACAGAUGCAGCAGCUCCAUCGCCGCACACUCACUCUGCGUAGACAGCUGCAAUCUCAAAUCGAAUGUUGAGAGCUUCCUCUAGUUAGCACUUAAUCUGCUGAUAAAUGCCUUGUUGUUACCACAAAAACUUUAGCUUAUUUAUCUCUUCUUCGUUUGCCUUUAUUAAGAUUAAAAUGCCUGCACGGCUUUACCUUGGGCUGGUUUAAAAAAAUAAAUAAGAAUUAGCUAGACAUGCUUCUAAAUGAUCAGUCUCACAUUAUAAUUUUGGCCUUACAUGUUUAGCUUAUGCCUUACUUUUAUUCUGCUAUUAAAUGAAACUGUGAUUGCUGUGACUUUUUCUGGAAAGAUUGUUGAUUUCAAACAACUUAGCUUAACUUUUUACUUGUGGUCUAUGUUAACACCUAAUGAAGUCAUCAUACUGUGUUUUGUGAUGCAAGUUAGUUGCACCUCAUAUCAAAGACAUUUUUGGGUGAAAUCUGGUCAAGUUCAGUGUUGAGAUGUAAACUUAGCAAAGUAAAUCAUGUCUAUGUUUAUUAUGAUGUAUGUCAGAAGAAAAUCAUUAAGUGGAGUUUAGAUAGAAGAUAGUAAACUUACUGUUACAACCAGCUGAUUAACUUUUUUCUCUUCUCGCUACUUGCAUCGGAUUUCUCUUCUACCUCCAGUUUCCAUCAAGCCAUUUUUGCAAUGUAUUUAAAUGUUUAUCGUCUUAAGUAUGUAUGUUUGUGUGCCCCACUUGAAACAGACAAUCAUGAAGUUAUUUUAGCAAGACUUAAGUGUUGAGCAAAGCACAUAUAGGGGAACAGAGUGUUCAAUGAUUAUUCAUUUCCCACUUUUUUUGCCAUUCCAAUGGAUGUUUAUGUAUGAUUUAAUAUGGCUGGUCAAAAAUUGCUUUAUUUGAUUUGCAAGAUUGUUGCAUUGCUUGAAAGAAAGACCAGCAUAGUCAUGAUGAGAUGUCACUUUAAGCAACAGGAGUUCUUUUUUAUCUUGAUCUUAUUUAAAUUGUCCCACAUCAUGUUGGGAGGACACUGACUAAUGACUCCAGUGCUUUAAGGCGGUGGCUUUGUGGAGUUAAUUUGUUUGUGGUUUUUGUAGACUAAUUUGUUUUGUUUUUUCUGCCUUUGUGCUUCUGGCAGAAUUUCCGUUGUCUUAACUUUGUUUCACUGCAGUAUGAAAUGUGUCAAACAUAUAAAUCCAGGAGGUUGAUAUGUGUUUGUGCAUGGUUUUCUCCAUGUUCCCAACUGUGCCAUGAAAUCCCAGCUUCCCCUUAUUAAUACAGUUCAAUUUACUGUAUUCCCUGCACUGGAGGACCUUGAAUGUUAACUUAUACAUUGUACAGUGUUGCUUUUUGACUACAAUCAUCUGAUUCAAAGCUGUUGUGUGGACCAGUUGCUGAGUUCAGUUUAUCUGUUGAAACUGCUACUGCCCGUGGUAUCUCCAGCCAAGCUCUCUAUAGAUAUUGCCUAAUUAGGCUUUGUGAGCCUAACCGUUUUCCACUACCACACUAUACUACUGUGAACAGUAUCAAUUGAUGAAUGGAAAUAAGUAGAUCAGUUGUAUGUGGAGUUUUUUAAUUUCGAUGAAUUUGUUUUAAGCCUCAGUUUCAGUACAUUGAACCACAGGAGCAGAGCAGACAUAGACAUAGGCAGAUUUAGGCUGUGGCGAUAGCAUACCAAUUUCACAUUUGAGGUUUGUGUUUUUAUGUUUAGAUUUUGGUCCAAAUUUGAUCAUUGGAGAGUUUGAUAAAAGUAUGAUUUGGCAGUGCCAUAUUUUCAGAUUUCAUGCAUUCACAUGUAAUGUGUUCUAUAUGGUGUCAUUCCAUUUGUAGUGCAAGAGCAAAAGGACGUAAUUUGCAAU